This is a messenger RNA of Gryllus bimaculatus (two-spotted cricket), 1632 nucleotides long. The record is from the annotation of a GenBank genome assembly. Lineage: Eukaryota; Metazoa; Arthropoda; Insecta; Orthoptera; Gryllidae.
AUGACGCCCGCCGCUAACCUUGUUACGUCCCGCACGCAGCGCCGGGGCUUCGCCGCCACUCAGGGCGGAGGAAAAGGAGGAGCAGGAGGCGGCGGCGACCGCGUUCCCGCCGAACGAGGGCAACGCUCGUGCUCGCCGUGUGUUGCUGUACGUGUUCUGAUCUAUUGCCUCCGUCCAGAGCCUCCCGUGCGCCCCCCGCCGCUGCCGCCCCUGCGCUUCGGAGCAGAUACCGAGGUUCCAGAGCUUCAUAAGGCAGCUCCUUCAAAUGUGGCCCGAGUCCUCAGCGCCCCUGCUCGAGCAAACAGUCCGAACACGUCCCGACCCGACACUGGCUAUAACGCCGCCGCCGCCGCCGCCGCCGCUGCAGCCGUGGCGGACGCGUGCUCUCUGGAGAGCACUCGAAGGUCGAGCGCUCCAGAUGGCGUGGGCGGGGCGGGGCGGGGCGGGGCGCGUGGCGCGGCGCCGCUCCCGGCUGACUCACCGCGCCGUUCGCACCGCGUCCCGGACGCGGCUUCACGGAUUCCGCGGGCGCCUUCUGCGAUGCCGCCCCGCCGCGUACUAGGCUUCGGACGGGGUGGGGAGAAACGGGGAGGGGAGGGAGGGAGAAGGGAGCUUACGCACGGCACAAAUAAUUGCGACGCCGUCGCCGCCCCGAAAUACCGGGCUGGAGAGAGCGGUGGGAGCGACAGCGCGGCGGCAACGGUGGCGGCGGUGGCGCCGGGACGCACGCGCGCCCGCGCGCUCAGUGCGACGCGACCCGGCGCCGACGACGCCGCCACCGCUGACGCCUCCUCCGCUCGCGACGCUUCCGCGCCGAUCGCCGCCAUGGCGGGCAACGUCGCCACCGCCCCCGCCCCGCGCUGGGACUCGCUCAUCCCGGACAUGGCAGAGCUCAGCCUGGCAGUAAUUAACGGCCAACCAAUCAGAGAAGGAGAAGCCUUUCGCGUUCGCCGGCGCGUCUCCGCGUUACGAGCUCUCGCCCUAACGACAGCGCGCGCGGAGUGGGUCUCACGGGCGCGUCGGCCGCGACGACAGUCGACGACGCGCACCUCGGCGGCGCCGCGGGCGUCUCCGCGGCUGCUCCACAUUCGAAGUCGGACGGCGGCCGGGCGGCCGUCGGGGCGUUGCGGCUCUUCGCACAGGAACCGGCACUCGUCCGCUGUGCCCCCUGAAAACAUUCCAAAAAAUCUCUGCUCAAAUUCACCUUUCGUUUUGCUAUCUGGCAUUCCGAUCUUUUUAGACCCUCCUAUCCACGUGCUUCGUCUGCCUUACGUAACAACCCCCCACUCCCUGUGUGGACCCACUGUUCGCCGUGACGUCUCGCGCGGGGGCGACGUCGUCGUCAGCUGUGUUUACGCAGCUUAUCUGCGGCCACAGCGCUGUCGCGUCGCGGCUGGGGCGGGGAGGCCUCCGGGCCAGGGCACGGCAGAGCACGGGCACGCGUCGAGAGGCGGCCGGCCGGGGCACGCGUUGGUCGCGGGAGGCCGAGCGGCACGCAAGGCGGCGCGAGAGGCCCGGUCGGAAGUCGUAAUAGCGCGUUUCCGCCUGGUUUCUCCGCGCCCCGCCGCCCCGCUUCGCUCCGCCACUGCGCCGUCCACCGCCGCCAUCGCCACCUGGAUGUGCGGUAUGUAA